This is a messenger RNA of Chara braunii, 352 nucleotides long. NCBI's taxonomy places the organism in Eukaryota, Viridiplantae, Streptophyta, Charophyceae, Charales, Characeae. The record is from the annotation of a GenBank genome assembly.
GCGAGCGGGAAAGGCUGAAGAAGACGACGCAUGAUGGGCAAUGGUCGAAAGAGCAAGACGAGAAGGACGAAGAGGAGAUCGACGGCACGAAGAAGCAGAAGAGGAGGUGGAGGAGGAGGAGGAGGAGGAGGAGGAGGAGGAGGAGGAAAAGGAUGAAGAAGAAGAGGAGGAGGUGGCAGUGGAUGCGGGAUGGAAAAUCGGUGGACAAGAGACGAGAGGGGCGAGGAGAUCAAGGAGACGAAAGAGGAGAAGAGGGGGGGAGAAGGAGGAGGAGGAGGAGGUCGUGGAGGCGACAAUGAGCGGAGAAGGGGAAGCAGCGAAAUGAGCCAACCAAUGAAUGCGCCAACCAAUG